UCGCGCGUGGUAAAAUAUGACAACCCCCUCAAGCGACAGAAAUCAUUUAGUCAAAAUGGCAGCCUUCAGUGCACGAGAAAUUUUGUCAUUUUUGUGUGCACUUUUAGUCUGUUUUCUUUUGGUUGGUGGAUCCAGGAAGGGAGACCAGAGGUCAGCCAACGAUGAUGACUUCUCACCUUACUCGUCCGAUAACUCACUGCUGAUUGAACACUCAUUUGAGCCUGGAGUGAACAUCAAAUUCACAAACAGGGGUACCCUCAAUUUCCGAUCCUUGAAGGCAGGGCCGGGCUCCUUCAGCCAAGGCACGGCGCUGACUGCUGGAGAGAAGCGAAAACUCAAGGAGGUGGCAAGGACAGAAGGGCUGUACAGAAUACGCGUAGCCUCCAAGUUUGGCGCCCCCACUGACAGUGAAGAUGUCCAAUACGUCUCGACUUUUACAAAAGCGUGCGCCCUCGUGGAGUCGCGGCUUUCGGAUCAUAUCACCGUCCACGCUGACCAAUCAGGGAACGUCAUGGGCGUCAGUAUCGUCCCCCUCCGAGGGUCAUGUGAUCAGACCGAGAUCGAGUCGUCUGCGCUGAAUUACUUCAACACGACGGUGUCGCUGGAAGUCACUGUGCCUGCGCCAAUGCCGGAGACGCAAGCCUACGUUCAAAAAAUAGAAGAGGAGAAAGCGCAGAAAGCCAAGGGCAACUCGGCAGAUAAUCGCUCCUUCUUUGCCAAAUAUUGGAUGUACAUUGUGCCGGUGGUUAUAUUCGUCAUGAUGUCCAGCGGGCAGCAAGACUCUGGAAGAGGAGGGGGCGGCGGUGGGAGUUAAUGAUGGAUUCCAGCGGCCAUCUUGGUCUGAUAAUCCAAAGUCUCAAUGGCAAUCUGUUUGUAAAAUCUGUAAUCACAAAGUGGCACCAGCCUAUUGCAAUUUUUUCAAUUAUAUGGGAAAAAGGGGACAUUGGAGAUAUACUUGCGUUUGGAGACAUCUUGGUCUGGGACCUUGAAGUCACAAUGGCAACCUUUUUGUAAAACUGUAAUUACAACCUGGCACCUGCCUAUUUGAUUCUUCAGUGUGGGGUAAGGGGAGAGUUGGUACUGACAGUUUGAGAAAUCUUGGUCAGGGACCCUGAAGUCUCAAUGGUGAUCUUUUGUAAAAAUUGUAAUCACAAACUGGCACCAGCCUAAUUGAUUCUUCAGUUUUCGGGAAAGGGGAGAAUUGGUACUGACAGUUGGAGACAUCUUGGUCUGGGACCCUGAAGUCUCAGUGGUGAUAGUGGAGUUUUAUUCCCGUUUUUAUAGAUUACGGAGCGAUUUUUGUUCUAUAUAAUGCCCCUUCUGAUGAACAUAUUUAAAGGCACAUGGGAUCAUUUCCAUUUAACCCUAACAGAAUUCAUCCCAUCAAAGUUCAACAGUAGGUUUUGUUUAAAUCUGUUGGGAUAAGUACAGUACCCCUAAACUGAUGGUCUUU
Messenger RNA from Patiria miniata (bat star), 1453 nucleotides. Its product is annotated as ER membrane protein complex subunit 10-like. The transcript has 7 exons. Bases 17 to 814 code for a protein of 265 amino acids. The record is from RefSeq and is a predicted model, not a curated record. NCBI's taxonomy places the organism in Eukaryota, Metazoa, Echinodermata, Asteroidea, Valvatida, Asterinidae. Gene Ontology annotation, cellular component: EMC complex.